UUGGCGCAAAAACAGGUCCAACCGUCCGCUUACUUUAUUAUCUUUCUUAUCGGGAUGCGCACGACUAUGUCUCCUGGUAGGAGUCAGUUUUAGGAAUACGACGAAAAGAAACAUGUCGGAUCAACUGAAGGAGCACAUAAACAAGAAACAAAAUCGAAAUUGGGUUCGGGCGGCACUAAGCCUGCGCUACUUCAAACAAGGAUUUGAAACGUUUAUAGAUAAGCAGAUAAAAUGUCAUCAUGACGAUUUAUUAAAGCGUCUGCAAGGAGAGAAAGGGGUUUCAUGUUUACAAUGCGGCGAAUGUAGAGCAGACAACCUUCUUCCUGACCACUCACCCCAGAAGAAAUGCAUUCAAAAAUUCCGUAACCACUGCUUUUGUAGUAAAGCAAUUUUUAGACGACCUUGCCCGAACAAAACUUGUAGUCUCUUGUAUGACUAUAUUGUUAAAGCACAUAGCACGAAUGAUCCUUUAUGGAAAAACACUAAACCAAGCAACUGGUUAACGAACUACUGGGACCUAGGGAAGUGCUUCCUGAGUUCACCUGGAUACGUGGACAAACAGAGUGCUGCAGAAACGGAUGCUACAGGUUUACUCAGUAUUGCGAUAAACGAUACAUACAUUCAAGACAGAAUGGAUACAGACAUAGAAUCGCUUGUUAAAGUAAGAGAAAUAAGGAACAAUAUACUUCACUCUCACUCACUUGAAGAGGAUGAAGUAAUCGAAUAUAUUGAUGCAAUGAUUCAAGUACUUCAGGAUAAAAAGGCUUUUGUAUCUGACACGGCUGCGCAAGAUGCAAUUUUACAUCUAACUGAGCUCAAAAACGUACAAUGCCACAUCAGUUUUGAAGAUGAAUUUGAAGUCCGAAAAGAGACUUUAAAUGCUAUUGAGGAAAUGACACAAGAUGCGGUUUGCAAGAUUGGUUCAACUGAAGCAAAUGUUAUUGGUAGUCUGAACGAGAACAUACAAGAGCAACGCGACCAAAUAAAAAAGUUAGUUCUAGAAGAAGUUAACUGGACCAAACAAAGUUGUUCGGUGAAACACUCAGCCGGCACUGAAUGUGAAAUAGAAUCGCAAGCGUUAAAGACAAGUUUAAAUGAACAUGAACAAAGAACAUGGGAAAGGCCUACACCUGAGGUUGCAGCGAAUUCCGAACUCAUCUUAUAUGAAAGGAGAAUGAGGGCCUACUCAAACGUUAAAAACACAUGCAAGCAGCUCUCAUUGAUUUAUACAAAAAGUCCUACAUAAAAACAGACAUUUCCCCGCUGCUGCCUGAGGUACAAGUUGAUGUAGACCGGGUCUAUACAACUCCACAGCUAUAUGUUGCUGACAGUACUGACC
Messenger RNA from Mercenaria mercenaria, 1339 nucleotides. RefSeq lists its product as uncharacterized. Bases 113 to 1246 code for a protein of 377 amino acids. The transcript has 6 exons. The record is from RefSeq and is a predicted model, not a curated record. NCBI's taxonomy places the organism in Eukaryota, Metazoa, Mollusca, Bivalvia, Venerida, Veneridae.